GUCGGGGCGUGGCGGCAUGCGAUCCCCCUGAGCAAGACAGCGCCCUCCAGAGGUGACAGCAGGGAGGACAGGCAGCAGGAUGCCAGUGCAGGCGGCCCAGUGGACAGAGUUCCUCUCCUGCCCCAUCUGCUACAACGAGUUUGACAGCAGCGGCCACAAGCCCAUCAGUCUGGGCUGCUCGCACACUGUGUGUAAGACCUGUCUGCACAAGCUGCACCGCAAGGCCUGUCCCUUCGACCAGACAGCCAUCAACACUGACAUCGACCUCCUGCCAGUCAACAGUGCCCUGCUACAGCUGGUGGGAGCUCAGGCUGUGGAGUCCCAGCCUGUGACUCUGAGCAGUGCUGUGGAGGUAGGGCAUUAUGAGGUGUGCAAGGUGUGUGUGGAGGAGCUGGCUCUCUAUCUCAAACCCAUCAGUGGAGGAAAAGGUGUGGUGACCCUCAGUCCGAGCGUACUCAGUCGGCCCAUGCAGAGGAAGCUGGUGACACUCGUCAACUGUCAGCUGGUGGAGGAGGAGGGGCGGUUGCGGGCGGUGCGGGCGGGCAGGUCGCUAGGGGAACGUACCGUCACAGAGCUCAUCCUGCAGCACCAGAACCCACAGCAGCUCUCUGCUAACCUGUGGGCUGCCGUCAGAGCACGGGGAUGCCAGUUCCUGGGGCCUGCCACGCAGGAGGAUGCUCUGAAGCUGGUGCUGUUGGCGCUAGAGGACGGCUCAGCUCUGUCCAGGAAAGUUCUGGUCCUUUUUGUGGUCCAGAAGCUGGAGGCUCGGUUCCCUCAGGCCUCCAAAACCUCCAUAGGACAUGUGGUCCAGCUACUCUACAGGGCCUCCUGCUUUAAGGUGACCAAGCGUGACGAGGACUCGUCGCUGAUGCAGCUAAAGGAGGAGUUCCGUGCUUACGAGGCGCUGCGUCGCGAGCACGACGCCCAGAUCGUACACAUCGCCAUGGAGGCGGGGCUCCGUAUCUCCCCUGAACAGUGGUCCUCUCUGCUCUAUGGAGACCUCAUCCACAAGUCACACAUGCAGUCUAUCAUCGAUAAGCUCCAGUCCCCAGAGUCCUUUGCAAAGAGUGUCCAGGAGCUGACGAUAGUUCUACAGAGAACAGGAGACCCAGCCAAUCUGAACAGCCUCAGACCACACCUGGAACUACUGGCCAACAUCGACCACAACCCAGAUGCAGCGGUGGCUCCGUGGUGGGAGGAGCUGGAGAGUGUGAUGCUGGCUGUGAAGGUGGUCGUUCAUGGUCUGGUUGAGUUUAUACACAACUUCAGUAAGAAGAGCCAUGAGACAGCACAGCCGCAGCCCAACAGCAAAUAUAAGACCAGUAUCUGUCGAGACCUCCGGCAGCAGGGUGGCUGUCCCCGAGGAUCCAACUGCACCUUUGCACACACACAGGACGAGCUAGAGAAGAACAGAAUGAGAAACAAGAAGAUCAGUGGCAUGGGCCGGCCCUUCCUCCUGGCCCAGGGGAGUAUGGGUAGUGGUCUGAGUAUGGAGGGGGGCGACUCAGGAGAGGAGGCCUGCACUGGGGGUCUGAAGAGCUCACAUAAGGGGGGGUCAGGUUCCCUAAAGGAGGGGGCCACACCCUCCCAGCUCAUCCCCAGGGGAGGGGAUAUUAUGGAGGAGAUGAAGAGGGAGAGGUCUGUACUUAACGGGUCCACAGGCUCCAGCCGCUCCUCAUCUGGCUCUAUGGAACAGAAGUCUAUUUCUCCUCCAAAGACACCGGUCAAUUCCUCCUCAGCUCCUUCUCCCUACGGCCCAGGGUCUAGACUAGAAUGUGACUCUGCACACCCCAAACAGGCCCACUACCUAAUGAUAAGACCCCUUCCUCAGCCCCCUCCCCACCAACCUCCGUCCUCUGAACUGUGUUACCAGGACCCCCGACCUCCCUACGACGUGCAGCCCUACCAGCCAGCCAGUAACGGCUACCCCUCUGCGAUACACCACCACAAACCCUGCGUGGCUCGCUUCCUCCGUUCCAGCCACGUCCCAGAGUCCUCUCUACCUCCCUCCAUGGCCCCUCUGUACUCAGAGCAGUACCCCUCCUUGCCCCCACCACGGGACCACGCUGGUCCCUCUCCCUACAGUCCCCCACCGGUCCCCCAGUACGGGCCCCUGGCCCCAGCCCACGGUGGCUACGCUCCCCUGUAUGACAGCCGGCAUAUGUGGAGGCCCCAGCUCUACCACCGCGAGGACACCAGGAGUAACUCGCUGCCUCCCGAGGUGCUGCACUCCUCUGUGUACCAGCCCCCCCUCCGAGAGAGAUACGCCUCCCUGGACAGCCCCUACUGCUCAGCGGGGGAGCACAGAGCAGCACUGCACAGGGACUCUUAUGGGCGUGUUCCUCUUGGAUGCGAGGAUCUGUUCAAGCGGAAACAGGAGCAGUGGGCACACCAUCACCACGGCAACGUGAACAGGCCCUCCCAGUCCUCCCCCAUCUUCACCGUAGACUUUGGUGCAGAGCAUGAUGACGGUGGUGGUGGUCAGUGUAUGAACUGUAAGUUCCGUGGAGAGGAGAAUCUGUCCCACUACUCUCCCUGGUCCUGUGGAACCAUCAGUACCUGCAUCAGCCCCUUUGAACCAGAGCAUCACAAGGCCUCAGCUCACUCCCGCUCCGAAAACUUAGAAGUAGACAAUGGUGAAAGGAUGCGGUGGCUACACACGUUUGAGCCCUACCGCCGUCUGAAAGACGAGGAUCCCAGCAUACCGUUUGAGACCUACCGCCAUCUGAAAGACGAGGACCCCAGCAUACCGUUUGAGCCCUACCGCCGUCUGAAAGACGAGGAUCCCAGCAUACCGUUUGAGACCUACCGCCGUCUGAAAGACGAGGACCCCUGCAUACCGUUUGAGCCCUACCGCCGUCUGAAAGACGAGGAUCCCAGCAUACCGUUUGAGACCUACCGCCGUCUGAAAGACGAGGAUCCCAGCAUACCGUUUGAGCCCUACCGCCAUCUGAAAGACGAGGACCCCAGCAUACCGUUUGAGACCUACCGCCGUCUGAAAGAUGAGGACCCCAGCAUACCGUUUGAGACCUACCGCCGUCUGAAAGACGAGGACCCCAGCAUACCGUUUGAGCCCUACCGCCGUCUGAAAGAUGAGGACCCCAGCAUACCGUUUGAGCCCUACCAGCAUCUGAAAGACGAGGACCCCAGCAUACCGUUUGAGACCUACCGCCGUCUGAAAGACAAGGACCCCAGCAUACCGUUUGGAGAGGGGCCCAUCAUACCAUUUGGAGAAGGGCCUAUCAUCUCCAAAUGGGGGGCGAUAUCCCGCGCCUCCCGUACAGGGUACCACACCACCGACCCGGUCCAGGCCACGGCCUGCCAGGGAAGCAACAGGACCAUCCCCAUCAACUUCAGAGAUUAUGGUCCACACAUCGGCCAUGGGGACUACAGGUGGAGCUCCGGGGGGUCUGACUCUUCCAGCCACUCCAGUUUCCUAGAGGGUGAACAGCUAGCCGCCCGUCGGCGGUCCUUCAGCAGUGGAGAGCAGGCUGGUGCAGGAGACAUGCUGCAGACUGACUACCGUAAAGACACGACAGAGCGUGAACUGGACAGAGACGUAGAACUGGAGCUGUCUGUACUAGACGUAGAGGACACUGACCUGCAGGACAACAGUCAACAGUCUAAGAAGCCCCUGGAGCUGAGAGAGCCCCACCUCCUCACCCCUCCCAGCAGUGAACCCCAGAGGACACAGACAGACAAGCUGUCAGCAGACAAGAUGGAAGCUCAACUGCUGAAGAAGAUGGCCUUCAGGAGGUCUCUCUCCCCUGGAGGUCUGGGCUCAGGAGGCCUCAGCGUGGGGAAGCUGAUGAUGAGGACCGGACCUCUGAGACUGGGGGACAUGGGCCCUUGCCCUAACACAGGCCCUGAGAUGCUGCUCAACGGGAACUGAGAGGGCAAACACACCUCACCCCCACGCCUGGUGGUCCCGGCCGGUGGUCCCAGCCGGUGGUCCCGAGCGGUGGUCCCGGCCCAGCGCUACACAGCUCCUACACCUGCUGUCACAGUAACAUCUUAGGGUUGUAUAGGCCUGUAUCAUCAGACAGCGAUCAGGUCUCACCCCACUAAUAUCACCAGUCUGAGGGCAUAUUAUAUACAGUAUGCUACUUUAGACCACAGGUAGUGUUGUUUCAAACAUGACAAAGAGAGAUGUAUAGUUCAGACACACACCAGUAGCCUCCGUCGCAUUUCCUCUUUUCUCAUCUCGGCAGGGUCUUUUUUUGAUCAAGUGUUUGUUUGUGUGUGCUGCUCGCUCUCCACUUCCUAUAAUGAUGAUGGUGAUGGUGAUUAUCAUGCUUCACAUGGCAUCCAAUAGUUUUAUUUUUGUUAGUUCUACAAUGUUUCCAAGGUAACAAAGGUGUUCAGCACUGUUGUGUGUGUGUAUGCGAUCAGCAUCUGUUGACAUUGAGCUGAUGACAAUAACAGCACAUUACUAUGCAUUUGUAGUCAUAGGAAGGAUAUUUGCCUCUCGAAAAAUUCCAAGUCUUUACUUUGAAAAAAAAACAGCGCUAAUUGAACAAGGUUUGUAUGUCUUAAAAGAGGAAGAUAAACAGGAAGAGAUGAAGGAUACCAACACUAGAUGUUGCUCUAGUCCAACUCCCAUCUACUUUAGACAUUGUAGUAGCCUAUCAAAGGUUCCUAAGGCUUGGCCGUGUUAUCCUGUGUGACGUGUCAUUUGUUGGUCUCAAGCAUUUCAUAGAUGAGAUUCAAGACGAUGACGAUCAAUCAGAUGUCACCGCACUCACAUGUAUGCACAAUUGUGGCCUUUUUUUUAUGUUCGUAAAAUAUCUCUUCAUAUUUAGUCUUCACCAUGGGGUUAAUACAUUAAAAACACCAAAUAGUACAACAUGUAUCAACAAUCCUUGAUAUAUUCAACAGAUUUCAGUAUUCAUUGGUUCUGGCACCAUCAUUUAUUGCUAUCCUCUGUGCAACUGCAGCCAGGGAUUGAAUUGUAGUGAUCUGCUGUGAUGGAAUGAUACGUCAUACUUACAGUUAUCUGUACAGUGUAAUCACAUGACAUAUAUUCACAAUGUAAACUGGUUGUUGCAGCUCUUUUUGGUUCUGUGCAUCAAACUCAUAAUCUGUGUUUACUAUGACAGAUUGUCAACAAACCAGCAGGUGAUUAUUGUGUUUCUUCACGCUGUCUUUGUUUAGUUUGGUCCCUGUUCAAACUUUUCACAAAUGUUUUGUUAUUUUCUUUCAAGCAUUGCUAACUUCCGUGAAGUUAUUUGUCAAAAUAUUUUCUAUCGGGAUCUCUGUUUUGUUUCGUUGUUGGUGGUCAUUUUUGGGAAGAAAUGAAACCGACCCAUCAGUCUGUCUCUAUAUUCAUGUUUCAAGCAGUCUAACGAAUACAGUCCAUCAUCAUUAUGUGAUCGCUACCGAGGGUCAUGCAUUGGCCUAAAAGGGUCAGUGUUAUUUUACUGCAGUUUUGUGCACUGAACGUUCUGUUUGCUGUCUUCUCCUGCCUGUGGGGGUGAAGAGAUUCGGGUGACGCUAUGUGUUAACUUGCAGCACUUAGAAAAACUCUCCUAUUUAUAAUAGGGUUUAUUUUGUUACGGUCUGAAAGGAAGCAGACAGGCUAAGUGAGACACAACUUGACCAGUGAUUGAUAAUUCUUAAGGACUGCCCCAUACAUAUAUAAAGACAUACAGUAUAUCCAUUCUCUUAGCAUUACUGACAGGCUACUGUAUUUCUGUUGCUCUUCUGUUCCUGUUUCAGACUUUGACUUAAGAAAUUGUCUUAGUGUCAUAUUCUAUACAAUCAAUCAUCCAUUGUUGUCUAACGGCGGACAGGGCCCUAUAGGGGAUAGGGGCCUUUGGGUAUAAGAUGUGGGAGGGACCAGGGAGUCUAUUAAGGUUUAGAACCUGGUCAAGUUCAAGGGUAGUGUUGUGAUUCUAGACCAAUCUAUCUCGCUCCUGUAGUUUAGGUUUGUUCCAGCAGGGAGUGCUAGAGCCUAGUCUCUGCAGCCCUUAGUGAUGGAGGAGUUAUGUUGCUAAGCUACUGAUGAAGGGUUUAUUCAUUACGCCGAUUCUGUUGCAGGAAGCAAACGGAACGAAACGAGGAGGGACAUACCUGAAUUUGUCCAAUAGAAACUCUCAUUUUAGUUGCAAAACGUAAUGUUUUGCAACUGUUUGGCUAAUGAUUACACCCUUGAACGCAUCUUCAGCACUGAAUAUUAUGGGUCAUGUGCGCAAAUAUUUUCAUUAAUGAAUAUAGUUUAAUGUAACUUUUCACCACAUAAAUUGUGUUUAAGGAGGGAUUUAUAAUUUUGCUAUAAUGUGUCCUUUUAUGUUUGGAUUCAAUACCAAUAGUAUUACCCAGUUGGGAAGGGAAUGGGCACAUUAAGAACAGGGAGUUAUGUAGGUAGAGUUCCCAGAGUGUUCCAGUGCCUGUCUAAUGACUCACUGGUGUAAUGAUCUGAUCGCACUGCACUUCCCACGUCAUCAUUGCAAGAUGUUCUUACUCCCCACUAUCCAGCCAGUGCCCCAGGUCAUGCAUGCUAGUCCCUCUUGUUGUCAUGGCGAAGGAGGAAGUACAUGAUUCUGUAGUUGUGAUACAACACACCCAGCGAUGUAAGUGUUCUGCACAUGCCCACUGUGUGGCCACGCCAAGUAUUUUAGCCUGCCUGCAGCAUUUGACUGUUUACUGCUUCUGAAAUGCUUUAUUAUUGAUAACGAUCAAUGUAUUAUUAUUACUUACUACCAUCAUUGGUUGAGUUGUAGUACUUCACUCUGGAUAAGUCAAGUCUGCUUCUUCAGUUGAAUUUUGAAAAUUUGCUGAAUAGUCAAAGUUAGCCGAGGAUGGUCUUGUAAGGUGAAAACAUUUGCCUGUUUGUCAAUUGUACAACUAUGACGGAACUGAUGUUUGAAUAUUUAUGUCUGUAUUAGACAUUUUCUUAGCAAAUCUAUUGUUCGAUUGAAAUGUUAAUGAAAUACAAGAUGGUGCACACAUCCAUCAUUAUUGUACACAGCUGGCACCAUCGUUAGAUGGACUAACUGCUCGUUUAUACAACAAAAUGUAAUCAGCUAUUUAAAUAAAUACUGAUAUAGAGGGACAAAUAAAGGUUUCAGAAUGAUGAAACUGGCUGAGACAGCAUAAACAAAUGUCUAAAUGAAUAAUAUGUAUUCCAUUUAUUUCAUUUGAAAUAUCACUUUGUGAAAGGUUUCCCUGCAUUGCAAGGCAAUAUCCUGAACCAUAUUCUUAGUUUGAAGUAUUGAUUGUGUUCAGAUGUGACCAGCCAACUGCCUGACCUGUUGGUUGUCUUUGUGUGCUAUUUGCUCCUGCACUGACAGCUUGGCCAAGCAGAAUACUCUGAUACUAUUUUGAUGGACCAGGCAGACCUGUGAAAUCAGAGGGAGAUGUCAGUACCUGAAACUUUGCAUGCUACAAUAAAUGAAA
This is a messenger RNA of Salvelinus namaycush (lake trout), 7398 nucleotides long. RefSeq names its product roquin-2-like. Gene Ontology annotation, molecular function: metal ion binding. The coding region runs from base 80 to 3892 and encodes 1270 amino acids. The transcript has 18 exons. NCBI's taxonomy places the organism in Eukaryota, Metazoa, Chordata, Actinopteri, Salmoniformes, Salmonidae. The record is from RefSeq and is a predicted model, not a curated record.